Rotaria sp. Silwood2 is the source of this 1005-nucleotide messenger RNA. Lineage: Eukaryota; Metazoa; Rotifera; Eurotatoria; Philodinida; Philodinidae. The record is from the annotation of a GenBank genome assembly.
AUGUUAGUAUUAUUAAUUAUUCUUCUAUUUUAUCCUUUCAUUUUUGUCGUGCCAAAUUCAUUACCAUAUGCAGAAUGGGCUCAUUAUCAUAUGAUUUGGUUACAUGAUUCUCAAACAAAUCAACGAGAUAUACAAACUAUGUUCAAUGAUUAUAUUAAUCAUAAUAUUCAAUUUGGUAUUGUUAAUAUAGAUGCAGAUUGGGCAACAGAUCUUAAUACAUUUAUAUUUGACCCAACGAACUUUCCAACAAUACGAAAUAUGCUUGAUGAAUUUCAACAUGGAUAUUUAUUUAAUAAAACAAUUAAAUGGUGGCUUGGACAAGGACGUUUAUUAAAUUAUUUUAAUUUACAAGCUGUUAAUUGGUGGCAUAGUCAAAUUGAACGACUCAUAGAUACAGUUGGACCUAUUCAUGCAUUUAAAGCUGAUGGUACUGAUCCAUAUAUAAUUGAAGUACUUGAUCCUCGUGUAACAUGGGAGCGUUAUCGUACAGCUUAUUAUAAUGAUACAUUUCAAAUUUUACGGCGGCUAGUUGGUCCAGAUGCUUUAAUUAUGUCACGUCCAGUUGAUAGUGAUCUUGAUUAUAGUCCACGUGAUAUUGUGUUCAUGGGUUGGGUCGGCGAUGAAGAUGGUACAUAUAAUGGAUUAAAAACAGCUCUUCGUUAUAUGCUUGAAAGUGGUCGUCGUGGUUAUGUUGGUUUUGGUUCGGAUAUAGGUGGUUAUCGAACUGAUCCUAAAGCUGGUACAUUAGGUCGUACAAAAGAAUUAUUUCUUCGUUGGACAGCUAUUGGUGCAUUAAGCUCAUUUAUGGAAAACGGUGGUGGUGGUGAACAUUUACCGUGGAAUUUUGACAAUGAAACAACUGAUAUUUAUCGAUCAUGGGUUAAUUUACAUUAUAAACUUGUACCUUAUCUUUUUAGUGAAGGUACCAAAGUAGCGCUUGGACGAAAUGGUACAUUAAUGCGACCAUGUGAUGAUAUUGAAGCAUUAUUUAGUCAUUCAUNUUGA